AGGCUGGCUUCACAGGUUGCUUUGUGUUUUAGAAUGUCUGGAUGUGUUUAGACUAACACAGAGUUGUAUAGAUUGUAACUCUACUCUAGUGACCAAAAUAAAGACACUUCUGCGGCGCGUUUAUCAUAACCCUGUCAAUUUAACUCAUACUAUAUAUAUAUUUUUAUUUAUUUAUUUUUAUUUUUGUUAUGAAAUAGCCGCGUUUAUAUUUUAAAAAGUUAUAUCAAGCUCUGCUAAAUGCUUAAAAGAAAAAGGAUACAAAUUAAUUAAACGGCUGGUAUUGUUUUCUUUAAAAAAAAUACAUAGUGUGGAAAACGGAUUAAGGCAUACAUUUUACUCAAUUAAGUAACAGAUUUUUUUUUUUGUGUUCGUGCUUUUGUAUUUUAUUUUAAGGUUUCAGAAGCGUGUUUACUUCUGUGUGCUACACAGAACUGACACACACACACACACUCGCCCGCAGAUAUUUUUUUUAGAUUUGCUUGAAUCCUAAAAGAAGUGCAAAUGAUGAACCGAAACGGAAUGGUGUCAGAAAUCCAAACGCGAAUACGAACGGACCCUUUCAAAAACAACUACGAUUUGGUUGGCAAAGAGCUGGGAAGGGGGAAGUUUGCUGUUGUAAAGAAGUGUGUCGAAAAGGCAACGGGCAACGAGCAUGCGGCUAAAUUCUUACGGAAACGACGAAAGGGCGAGGACUGCCGAAUGGACAUCAUCAAUGAGAUAGCCAUCCUGGAAAUGGCAAAAUCCAACCCUUACGUGGUCGCCCUGCACGAAGUCUACGAGACGACUUCUGAGAUCAUACUGGUCCUGGAAUAUGCUGCUGGAGGUGAGAUCUUCAACCAGUGUGUGGCAGACAAUGAUGAGGCCUUCACAGAGAAAGACGUGAUCCGAUUGGUCAGGCAGAUUCUGCACGGCGUGGCCUUCCUGCAUCGCAGUAACGUGGUUCACCUCGAUCUCAAGCCUCAGAACAUCCUUCUGACCAGCGUCCGGCCUCUGGGGGACAUCAGGAUUGUGGACUUUGGCCUGUCCAGGAGGAUGGACAAUGUGAGAGAGGUCCGAGAGAUCUUGGGCACGCCUGAAUAUGUAGCUCCAGAAAUCUUAAACUACGAGCCAAUUCGUAUAGCGACAGACAUGUGGAGUAUCGGUGUGUUGACGUAUGUCAUGUUGACGGGAGAAUCUCCAUUCCUGGGCGACGACAAGCAGCAAACCUUUCUCAACAUCUCCCAGGUGAACGUCAACUACUCCCAGGAUGUGUUCGAGGGCGUCUCCGACCUGGCUGUGGACUUCAUCAAAUCUCUGCUCAUCAAAAACCCCAGAAAGAGGGCUACAGCUGAAGACUGCCUGAAACACCCUUGGCUGUGCCAGCACCCCACUAUCCUGGAGGCCCUGUCAGAGACAGAGGCCAGGCAGUCUGAAUCGGAGCCAGAGAGCCCUGAUUCAGCUGAGGAGCUGGUCCUGCAGGCCUCCUACACCAUCUGCACCUCCCAGAGUGACCUGCAGGUCUUCCGCAAGACCUUCAAAUUCGAAGAGUCCUUACCGGAGAUCCAGCAAGAACUGGUCUGCUGAUCUUUUCAGCAGUCAAAAAAGACAAAAUGUAAAUAAGAGUGAGCGUCAAGCUUCUCUGGACAAGUAGCCUUUCCAUAAGGUCAGGUGAGGUUGGACCCGGGAGCAAAUGUGGGACACCGUCUUGUGUUCCGAGAGUUCUGAUGGUGCCCAGCAAAACAGGACUGGAAUUUGAGUUGGACUUGGGAAAGCAGCUGUUUCUGUGUUUUCCUAAAAAACUAGACCUUUCUUGUUACCACAUGCAUCUUCCUGGGUUUUUAUGGGUCGUUCCCAUUUAUUGAAGUUUCAGCAGAAUGGAUCUUGGGACAGCAAUAGAUCCAGAUAAGCACAACCCACAAUAAGUGGAAGAGGCUGGUUUGUUUCAGUCUCUGUUGAACUGCCUGAUCUCACAAACAGCUCGCACAAACUUUUCUUUGUGAUUUCAUUAUUGGCCUUCAGUCUUCUUUUUGAAACUGUCACUUCCAGAAAGAGAAAUGAAAAAAGUUCAAAGUUAAGCACCUUUUUUAAGAGUAGGGGGCUGGCGGUUAUCACUGGGAGCUGUACGGUGCUGGGUUUAGGUGGGGAGUGGGACGGGCGGGGGUAGGCUAACAUGUCAUCAAAUUGUUGGGAGAUACGCCUUCAUAAUUCUGUGGUUUUUAGACUGAACACAGAUUCCAUAUGCAAGAUGGGGCGAUUUCAGAUAUUGAAAUACUGACAUUUCUAGGUGAACCCAAGCAUUUCUGUGCUACAACUGAUGUAGAGGGUAGGCUGACGAUAACUUUAAGCCUGGUUCCACCUUUGAAAAGAGAAAUAUUCCUGCGUUUUGUCUCAACUUUGAUGGUUAUGCACUUUUUACUAUAAACAACCACAUUGUUUGAAAGGUUGAGGGUUAUGUGUGUCAUCAUAAAUGCAGUUCUGCAUAUUCACAUUACAGUUGUUUUAGAUAGUGUCUGUUUAUCGGUGGGGCACAUAAUUGUAUAAAACUGUAGCAUUUAUUUCUCCUGUAGUAUGUCUGCAUUUUUUCUAGAACAUCCCACACUGUGCCAGGCACAGAUGAUUCUAGAAUUUCUAGAGAUGCGCCAUUCAAGUAACAUUGCACAGUAUGUAUUGGAACAUAUUUUAUCAUUUUUGAUUUAUUUCAAUGUGACCAUUUCAAUGUUUCAGUUUAAUCACUUUAGUGGCAAGGAUUGUAUUUUAGUGCCUGUCCUCUUUGUGGUUUUUUUUGAGGAAUGAUGUGUAAAAAAAUAAAUCUGCAUCCCGGUUAGAUUUGUUUAAAAAAAAAAAAAAAAAUGGGUACAGGAGAAUGAGGUUUCUCAGAAACUUAAAGAAAUUACAGUCCGGUUCUAGAUAACACGGGUUCAAUUUUCUUUUGUAUUUCGUCAAAAAACAAAACCCUGUUAAAUUUUUAUUUUUUUAUUUUAGGACUUGUAUUGUUUCCAUUUGAUGAUGCUUCUUCUGUUUUUAGCUCUCUAUACUGUGUGUUGGAUUUAUUAAAAAAAAAAAAAAAAGCCAAAAGGAGGGGCAUGAGGUAAGAUAACAAAUCAAAACGGAUGCUGAGCUACGUGUGGGUGUAACAAACUGGCUAUGAGCUUUGGUUUGUUGCCUUAUAUAUACCUGCGAAAUAUGUGAAACCAGCAGCCAUGUGAAAUCUAGUAAUUGAUACUUACUGAAGGUACCAUAUACUGAGUGUGUUUUGAAGUGCAAACCCACAGUGCUACAGACAUAUUCCUAGUGCCCUAACAUUCCUUAUCUUCAGUAGUCUUGCUGAAUAAUACAUGUACUUUGUACUUGUGCGUGUUAACACAUGUGGCAGGGGAAACGGAUAAGACUCCCACUGCACAGCAGUUUAAGCCAGUCCAUGUUUUACUGUAAGAUACACUUAUGGAAUAGUUUCCACUUGCUCAGACUAAUCAAGAUAAGCCUGAAACGGUUUAAACUGCGCUGCAACUGGAGCCCUUAUGUGCUACUGUGGUUGUACGUUUUAGAAACCCAAGAGGUUGAAUCACAGUCUCAUUUAAAUCCAAACAGCAAGACACGACAAAGGAAACCAUUGAAGCAGACGGGCCUGAUUUGAAUAGUCCUAUUUUUGUCUAAACGGAGUGACUGUGCAUUUGGUACAGUACAUUUUGAUUUUUUUUUUUUAAAUGUGUAUUUAGAAAUAAAGUAAAAAUCAUGAUCUGCACUAGGAAUGCGUGUCUGUGCAAAAGUGUAGCUCACAUCCCAAACAUUAUAAACAGCGAUUUGUUGCCAUUUAAAGUGAAUAGUAAGCACAGUUUUCUCCUUGAUUUACCUUCAUUGUGGUUCUUGUGCGUUGGUACAUUUGUUUUCAUAAUUGUAUAAAAAAAAAAAAAAAAAAAAAUUAAUAAAAUAUUUUUAUUUUCA
This is a messenger RNA of Acipenser ruthenus (sterlet), 3921 nucleotides long. It is a transcript of the gene stk17al, whose product is annotated as serine/threonine kinase 17a like. The record is from RefSeq and is a predicted model, not a curated record. The transcript has 7 exons. Lineage: Eukaryota; Metazoa; Chordata; Actinopteri; Acipenseriformes; Acipenseridae. Gene Ontology annotation, cellular component: nucleus. The coding region runs from base 502 to 1563 and encodes 353 amino acids. Gene Ontology annotation, molecular function: protein serine/threonine kinase activity; ATP binding. Gene Ontology annotation, biological process: protein phosphorylation; positive regulation of apoptotic process; intracellular signal transduction.